AUGAGCACCCUUCAGAGAAGCUACAAGCCCCGGCGUAUUCUCACCACCCGCAUGCCGUCUCCUUCAACAAUCGACUACUACUUUCCACCAUCUCCGCUAACCGACGUUCCAGACACUCCACCCAGCUCACCUGGGAUUCCAGACGCCCCUCCGGCUUCACCCUGGAUUCCAGACGCGGAGGUUCCAGACACUCCUCCCAGCUCACCUGGGAUUCCAGACACCCCUCCGGCUUCACCCUGGAUUCCAGACGCAGAGGUUCCAGACACUCCACCCAACUCACCUGAGCCCACAUCAUCUGAGCUUCCAGACGCACCUGUCGACUCAUCUGAGGUUUCGGACACUCCUGUCGGCUCAGCUGAGCCCUCUUCAUCUCAAGCCGCCUCUCCCGCUGCUGAUAGGAAAGAUGCUGAUGAAGCAGGGGACCGUCCUGACGAUCAGUUAACUUAUUAUAAAUCUAUAACAAUAGCCGUGCUCCACCUGCUGCACAAAACUAUACAGCAGUACCAAGAGGAGAUGUGCGAUGGCUGUCGCAUUAAUCAUACCAGCCAGAGACAGCACCAGUGUCUGGAGGUAACUCGGGAUGACUUCUACCAGGAAAAGUUUUUCUGGUUGACGAAUAAGCUGUACACUCCCAAUCUGAUUCCUGCCAUUCAACACUACCUAUGCCUGCAAAACAUCAACGUGGAUCAUAUGAGGAUCAAAAAUACGGUGCAGAGUAUUUUAUUUGAGCUGGAAUCAACGAGCUUCAUUUACAGGGCAUUCCAGGCCUGGGUGCUGGAACAUGAGGACGAAGACAGAAAGAUCAAGAUGGAAGAACUUGCCAAACUGACUGAGCUGUGGUUGAAGCGUUAA
Messenger RNA from Xyrichtys novacula (pearly razorfish), 852 nucleotides. The record is from the annotation of a GenBank genome assembly. Lineage: Eukaryota; Metazoa; Chordata; Actinopteri; Labriformes; Labridae.